Messenger RNA from Pieris napi, 1144 nucleotides. RefSeq names its product 23 kDa integral membrane protein-like. The coding region runs from base 92 to 835 and encodes 247 amino acids. Gene Ontology annotation, cellular component: membrane. The record is from RefSeq and is a predicted model, not a curated record. Lineage: Eukaryota; Metazoa; Arthropoda; Insecta; Lepidoptera; Pieridae. The transcript is spliced from 5 exons.
UAGACCACUUCCAUAAGUUUGGUGGACGCUAGAGCGCACGAACGCGUCCGACAUUGGCGCGCUUUUUAAGUGACAUUAAAAAAGUAUCAAAAUGGAGGGCUGCGGGAUGAAUUGUAUAAAAUAUUUACUAGUUGUUUUUAAUGCGAUAUUUAUGAUACUUGGUGUUAUCAUAAUAACGGUGGCAUGUGUGGACAUGGGAAUGCUGAAGGGGUUCGCUGGCAUGGAGACAACGGGCCACGAGACUGAUGCUGUUCUCAUUGCUGUGGGGGUCCUCAUCAUUAUCGUUGCCGCUUUUGGCUGCUUCGGUGCUUGGAAGGAGAGCCCGAAGUUGUUAUAUAUUUUCGUGGGCUUUUUAAUUCUGAUCAUCUUACUGGAGCUAUCUGUGGGUAUAGCGGCGGCGGCACUACGACCUCAAAUCGAAGGUACCAUGAAGACGCAGCUGCGAGCCUCGUUCAUCAAAAACAAGUCCACUAGAGAGGAAGACUCAGUUUACAGGGAUUUUUGGGACAAAAUUCAGAACAAUCUGGAAUGCUGUGGUGUCACCGGUCCCGAUAACUACGUAGCCUCGGAGCCUCGACUGAACCCCUCGUACAGCUGUUGCCCUCCCGAUGACUCCGACAGAGCUGUGGAGAUCAAACGAUCCGAUUGCAUCUCACUCAGUAAAUAUUAUCAAGAGGGGUGUGAGGAUAAAGUACUGAGCACUGUGCAUAGCGCGGGAUUAUCCGUCAUUGUCUGUGGGAUACUGUUUUGUUUCUUGGAGGUGGUUGGCAUAGUGUUGGCAUUAUGGCUCGCUCACUCGAUCAAGAAUGACGGGAAAAGUCAGGAAACGGCCUAAUUACUAAACACGAUAGCUUUUUGAUGCACUAUACUUAAAUUAUAUCGUAUUGUUAAACGGGAAUAAUUAAAUACGGGCCUUUUGCAUAAAGUUGUCUUGAGAAAUGUUUUGCGAUACGAGCCGUUGUUGUGUGAAUGUCGCGCGCUAAAAGACUUAUUUCUAAUUUAUUCAGAAUCUUUAUUUAAAUAGGGUUUAAUUUACGUAUAAUAUAAGUUGGUACUGAUUUAUGUCAAAAAUGUUGAAUCCGACAAGAAACGCGUCGUAUUUUGAAUUAAAAAACAGCGAACUCUGUAACUCCAAUACAAAUUU